Molecule: messenger RNA, 1978 nt
Organism: Sitodiplosis mosellana (orange wheat blossom midge)
Lineage: Eukaryota; Metazoa; Arthropoda; Insecta; Diptera; Cecidomyiidae
Product: dipeptidyl peptidase 3-like
Biological process (GO): proteolysis
Cellular component (GO): cytoplasm
Molecular function (GO): metalloexopeptidase activity; dipeptidyl-peptidase activity
Source: RefSeq, a predicted model, not a curated record
GUAUGGGUGACACAAAAUUUGUCCCAAAUUUGGAUGCCGAUCAAUUCGAUGUGAUAAUCAAAUCAAGUCGUGCGUUCAAAACACAAGCCGAUGUGGUUAGCAAUGUGUGGAACAAAUGCAAAGAGCCAAUUUUUUUUCUAAAUGAUCGCACAAAAAGUUUGGGUCUCAAUGAUAAGGGUAUCACCACGUAUUUCUCCGACAAUUGCACUGUGGAAGAUUCGGAUCGUGUUAACGAAUGGUUAAAGUUGAAAAAACUUGACGCUUACAUUUGUCGUACGUUCAAGACCGAGGCCAAUGGUCGCACCACGUAUGACAUUAAGUUGGCAUCGGUUGAACAGGGCGAAAGUGAUGGCAUUACGAUACCGGCCGAAGAAUACAAAGGCAAUACGUUUGUGGUGACACGCGGUGAUUAUUCGCGUUUGUUGGCCUUGGUCAAUACAAAUCUUGUCCUUGCCAAAAAAUAUGCGGCAAACGAAAAUCAAACACAAAUGAUUGAUCAAUACAUCAAAAGUUUUGCCGAAGGUAGUUUGGAAGCGCACAAAGAAGGCUCAAGAUACUGGAUAAAAGACAAGGGUCCCGUUGUUGAAACUUACCUUGGUUUCAUCGAAACUUACCGUGAUCCGGCCGGUAUGCGAGGUGAAUUCGAAGGUUUUGUUGCAAUGGUCAACAAGGAAAUGUCAGCCAAAUUUGCCGAGCUGGUGAAAAAUGCGGAAAAUUUGAUUGCAUUGUUGCCUUGGGAUAAGGAUUUCGAGAAGGACGACUAUCUCAAGCCCGACUUCACAUCUCUUGAAGUAUUGACAUCCGCUGGCAGCGUCGUUCCAGCCGGAAUCAAUAUUCCAAACUAUGACGAUAUUCGUCAAAAUGAAGGCUUCAAAAACGUUUCACUUGCCAAUGUCAUGUCCAAAAAUAACGUCAAAGAUUCCAUUCCAUUCUUAUCGGAAGCUGAUCAAAGUUUAAUGAAAAAGUACAAAGCUAGAGCACUUGAGGUUCAAGUUGGUCUUCACGAGUUGCUGGGCCAUGGAAGUGGCAAACUAUUUUGCGUUGACGAAAAUGGCAAAUUCAAUUUUAAUAUUGACACCGUGAAAAAUCCACUGACCAAUCAACUGGUCAGCUCGUGGUAUGAACCAGGUGAAUCAUAUGAUUCGAAAUUCGGUCCAAUGGGCUCAUCAUAUGAAGAAUGUCGAGCUGAAGCCGUUGGGCUGUAUCUCAGCUUGAAUCGUGAUGUGUUUAGCAUUUUCGGUAUAAUCGACGAACACGAAAUUGAAAAUAUUAUCUAUGUAAAUUGGUUGGCAUUGAUCUGGGCUGGUGUUGGUAUUUCACUGGAGUUGUACGAUCCAACGUCGAAGAAAUGGAUGCAGGCGCACUUUCAAGCUCGAUUUGUAAUCGUGCAGGUGCUCCUAGAGGCUGGCCAAGGUCUGAUCAAUAUCGAAGAAACCGAAGAUGGAAAGAAUUUACUGUUGACGGUUGAUCGUACCAAAAUCGGAACGGUUGGACGCGACGCCAUCCAGAACUUUUUACUGAAGCUUCAAAUCUACAAAUCGACUGGUGACAUCGAGAACUCAUCCAAAAUGUACAACCACUUUUCGAAAGUGUCCAACGACACUGAGCCAUACACAUGGGAAAAGUGGCGUGACAUCGUGUUGGCACACAAAGAGCCAAAAGGCAUCUUGGUGCAGGCAAACACCGAUGUCCAAGGUGAUUCAGUUGUAUUGAAAACGUAUAAGGCUACUCUCGAAGGCUACAUCGAACCGUGGGUCGAUCGUUUCCGUUCAAACAACGAAGUAUGCAAUGUCCUCGAGGCCAUUUGGGAGGAAGACAAAAAAUAUUUCCCAUCGUUAAUCAAAAACUAAAAUCUGUCCACUUUCAAUUCAACAUUGAGAAAACAAAAAUCAAAUAUUUUUCAUCAUUUUUAAUCAAAUCAAAUAAAUCAAUCACUUUGGGAGCGCAUUUUGAAUGUCUCACAAGGAAAUAAUUUAAA